This is a messenger RNA of Elaeis guineensis (African oil palm), 1355 nucleotides long. RefSeq lists its product as uncharacterized. Lineage: Eukaryota; Viridiplantae; Streptophyta; Magnoliopsida; Arecales; Arecaceae. The record is from RefSeq and is a predicted model, not a curated record.
GUACCAGCGAGAACCUCUUCUCCGGACUUAACCAACCCCCCGGAGCUCCUUCCUCUCGUUCCUUCUCCUCUUCGACAUCCUAGCCAUGGCGAGAGGCUUCCGCGGCGUGAGGGCGGACCUAUCAGAGCUCGCGCGCCACCUCCUGGACAUCGCCUGCUUCCUCUCCCCGCUCGUCCUCGCCCCCACGCAUGCUGACUCACCCCCGCCCUCCCCCCGCCCCCCGUCCCGCGUGCUCGCCGGGAUCCUCGCCGAUUUCGCCGAGAUCAGCGGGGGCCUCCGGAGCGGCCUGUCGCGGCUCUCAGCGAUCGCCUCCAGGAAAGCCCUGCCGCCGCCGGAUAGGGAUCGGGGGUCGAGGGAAUCGAGGGUCGGCGGGGUGUCAGAGGAGGUCCUGGAGUUUGUCACGGAACUUGUGGAGUGCCCCGAGUCGUGGCUGGAAUUUCCGGUCCCUGUGGAUGAUGAUUUUUUUAUGUCUCAUCCUCAAAGAGAGCAUAUAGCAACUGUUGAGCGCUUGGUUCCAAGUAUAACAGCUCUUAGGAUCAGCCUUUGUCCAACUCAUAUGAGUGAGGAAUGUUUUUGGAAGAUAUACUUUGCACUAUUGCAUCCAAGGCUGAACAAGCAUGAUAUGGAGCACUUAUCGACCCAGCAGAUUGUCGACUCCAUGCGUUUAAAAUUGAAAGAGAUGCAACAUGGGGUGGAUGCCCGGUCCCUGACCUUUGGGGCAGAGAGCUUUCCUUUGAUGAUGAGUGGAAGUAACAUGCAAGUAGAGGAUGAUCAAGCUCAGGAAGCCUCAGUAAUCGCCAAAACAACAUCUCAGCAAAGCAUGCAUGAGUGGUCUGUGGUACCUAGUGAGGUUGGCGAUACCACUGAUGGUGAAAAACAGUCCAGAAUGGAAGACUUCUUAUUUAGAGAGAGAGAUGAUGGUAGUAUUGGUCUGAUGGAGAGAUACAUGGAUCAACUCUUGGUAGAGAGACGCCAAGUCCAUUCUCCUUCUUCCUCCUACCAGCAAGAUCAAUUGACAAAACCCAUUCCAGUGUCUGAUUAUGACAAGGCAGUCCAUCGCACACCCCAAAUGAAAAUGCUGCUUAAUAAGGAAUCAGGUAAUUGGCAUGCUGUCGAAGAUUUUGACUUUGAAGUGGUUGAGAGGCCUUCUGUGGACAAAAUCAUGUAAAGGUUUUUUUUAUCAUCAUAUGCCUGUCUUUUAUGCUUUGCUUAAAUCUGUAAAUGAAGCGUUUUGAGCAUGUAAGUUGCUCUAACAGGCUCUCAUAAGAUCAUGGUGUCCUUUGUAGUACUUGUACAAUUUAGUGUCAAAAUCUGAUGUUACAAAAAUAUCGCAAGGGUUUUAUCCUCUUGGCUCU